AUGAGAUCUGAUGUGACGCACAUCACUGUCAAGUGGGUGCUGGCGUUUGAGAUCUUUAUACCCUUGGUGCUUUUCUUCAUCCUCCUGGGGCUGCGGCAGAAGAAGCCCACCAUCCCUGUGAAGGAAGCUUUCUACACAGCAGCCCCUCUCACCUCUGCUGGGAUCCUGCCCGUGAUGCAGUCCUUGUGUCCUGAUGGGCAGAGAGAUGAGUUCGGAUUCCUCCAGUACUCCAACUCCACGGUGACCCAGCUCCUGGAGAGGCUCAAUGAGGUGGUGGAGGAGAGCAACCUGUUUGACCCAGACCACCCAGGGCUGGAGGAGGAGCUGGAGUCCUUGCACCGUCGCCUAGAGUCUCUCAGCAGCAGUGAGCCCAGUUCCAUGGAGACCCACUUCAGCAGUCAGGCAGCAUCUGGCUUCACCUUGGGCUCUGCAGCAAAGGACAGGAAUGAACUUCACCACUUCCUCACCCAGAAUCUCUCCCUGCCCAAUGAGACGGCCGAGCUGCUGAUGGGCUCCAACAUCAACCUCAAAGAGGUGUAUCGCUUGUUUUUUGGCUCUUCUCCCUCCUCGGCAGAGGAUGUCCAUGAGAAGGAGCCGUGGGACCGCUUCAGUGCUGGGGAGAAGAUCCUCCAGCUGGAGGAGAGCCUCCUGGGUGGCUGGAGGAACCUGAAGGAGGGGCUGAUUCACAGGGCCCUGAGGAACCACACGCGAUCUAUCCACAGGCAGGCCCUGCUGCACCUCCUGUCCCAGGCCCUGGGCCUUGUUGGUUCCCCCUCUGAGGCCUCUGACUCUUACAGCCCCCAGGCCUUUGUGAAGGAGAUGGAGAACAUCCUUUUCACGCCGUCAGUGCUGGAGCAGCUGACCUGUGAUCAGAACCAGGGGGAGUUGAGGCGGAUCCUGACCAUCCGUGACAGCCAGCGACCCUGGCUGCGGGGCUACCGGGCCUUGGUCUGCAAUGGGAGUGCUGGCAUCCGCAGGGAGCGCUUCGCCCAGCUGGCCACGGAGCUCAAGGAGCAGCUGGACACGCACAAAAUUGCCAGUAGGCUGAAGCUGGACGAGGUGAACAGCACGGCUGCCCAACACCGGCUCCAUGCCCUACUGGAGGACCUCAUGGAGAUAGAGAAGGUUCUCAAGGAUGUGGACAUCCUCUCGGCUCUGGCCAAGUUGCUGCCUAAGGGUGCCUGCGCCAGCAAAACUCCCCCACCUAUAGUCAACAGCACCAGCUGGGGUGGGAACUCCACGGCCGGCACCAACUCCACCGUGGAGGAGGGUGAGGGCGAGCCAGUUGGGGAGAACCCCCAGGGCCAGUGCUCGGCCUUCGUGCAGCUCUGGGCAGGACUGCAGCCCAUCCUGUGUGGGAACAACCGGACAAUUGAACCUGAGGCACUGAAGCAAGGCAACAUGAGCUCUCUGGGCUUUACCAGCAAGGAGCAGCGCAACCUGGGGCUCCUGGUACACCUCAUGACUAGCAACCCCAAGAUCCUCUAUGCUCCAGUUGGGACAGAGGUGGACAAGGUCAUCCUGAAGGCCAACGAGACCUUUGCCUUCGUUGGGAACGUCACACACUAUGCGAAGGUCUGGCUAAACAUCUCCUCAGAGAUCCGGGGCUUCCUAGAGGAGGGAAAACUGCAGCGACGGAUCCGCUGGCUACAGCAGUUCACUGCUGACCUGCACAAACACCCCGAGUUCCUGAAUGUCUCAGACAAUGACCUUCUCCGCAGCUUCAUUGAUGGCAACUUCUCAUUGCCCAAUGCUAGUGCCCUGCUGCAGCAGCUGGACACCAUCGACAAUGCUGCCUGUGGUUGGAUGCGUUUCAUGUCCAAGGUCAGUGUGGACAUCUUCAAGGGCUUCCCCGAUGAGGAGAGCAUAGUGAACUACACGCUGAACCAGGCAUAUCAGGACAACGUCACUGUCUUUGCCAGCGUCAUCUUCCAGACCAACAAGGAUGGCAGCCUCCCACCACAUGUGAUGUACAAGAUCCGGCAGAACUCCAGCUUCACAGAGAAGACCAACGAGAUCCGCCGGGCAUAUUGGCGGCCCGGCCCCAACACCGGCGGGCGCUUCUACUUCCUCUAUGGCUUUGUGUGGAUCCAGGACAUGAUGGAGCGGGCCCUUAUCAACACCUUUGUGGGCCAUGACGUGGUGGAGCCUGGCAAUUAUGUGCAGAUGUUUCCCUACCCGUGCUACACCAGGGAUGAUUUCCUGUUUGUCAUCGAGCACAUGAUGCCCUUGUGCAUGGUGAUCUCCUGGGUCUAUUCGGUGGCUAUGAUGAUCCAGCACAUUGUGGCAGAGAAGGAGCAUCGCCUGAAAGAGGUGAUGAAGAUGAUGGGCUUAAACAAUGCAGUGCACUGGGUGGCCUGGUUUAUCACCGGCUUUGUCCAGCUGUCUAUCUCUGUCACAGCACUCACCGCCAUUCUCAAGUAUGGCAAAGUCCUGAUGCACAGUGAUGUCUUCAUCAUCUGGCUCUUCCUGGCCAUCUAUGCUGUGGCUACCAUCAUGUUCUGCUUCCUGGUAUCUGUGCUGUACUCCAAGGCCAAGCUAGCAUCUGCCUGCGGGGGCAUCAUCUACUUCUUGAGCUACGUCCCCUACAUGUACGUUGCCAUCCGGGAGGAAGUGGCUCAUGACAAGAUCACGGCCUUUGAGAAGUGCAUUGCAUCCCUCAUGUCAACCACAGCCUUUGGGCUGGGCUCCAAGUACUUUGCUCUGUAUGAAGUGGCUGGUGUGGGCAUCCAGUGGCACACCUUCAGCCAGUCUCCUGUGGAAGGUGACGACUUCAACCUGCUGCUGUCCAUGAUGAUGCUGAUCAUUGACACCGUGGUGUAUGGAGUGCUGACGUGGUACAUUGAAGCAGUGCACCCAGGCAUGUAUGGCCUGCCCCGGCCCUGGUACUUUCCCUUCCAGAAGUCUUACUGGCUUGGGAAUGGACGGAUCGAAACCUGGGAGUGUACCUGGCCCUGGUCACGAACUACUCGCCUUAGCAUCAUGGAGGAGGAUCAAGCCUGUGCAAUGGAGAACAGGAGACUGGAGGAGACCCGAGGCAUCGAGGAGGAGCCGAACCACCUGCCCUUGGUUGUCUGUGUCGACAAGCUCACCAAGGUCUACAAGACAGACAAGAAGCUGGCACUGAACAAGCUGAGUCUGAACCUCUACGAGAACCAAGUGGUGUCCUUCCUGGGGCACAAUGGGGCAGGCAAGACCACCACUAUGUCCAUCCUGACAGGCCUCUUUCCACCAACCUCGGGCUCUGCCACUAUCUACGGCCAUGACAUCCGGACAGAGAUGGAUGAGAUCCGGAAGAACUUGGGCAUGUGUCCGCAGCACAACGUGCUCUUUGACAAGCUGACAGUGGAGGAGCACCUCUGGUUCUACUCGCAGCUCAAGAGCAUGGCGGAGGAGGAGAUCCGCAAGGAGAUGGAUAAGAUGAUCGAAGACCUGGAGCUGUCCAACAAGCGGCACUCACUGGUGCAGACGCUCUCUGGGGGGAUGAAGAGGAAGCUCUCGGUAGCCAUUGCCUUUGUGGGUGGUUCACGGGCUGUCAUCUUGGAUGAGCCCACAGCCGGUGUGGAUCCGUAUGCACGCAGGGCCAUCUGGGAUCUGAUCCUCAAAUACAAACCAGGAAGGACCAUCCUCCUCUCCACACACCACAUGGAUGAGGCUGACCUGCUGGGGGACCGCAUCGCUAUCAUUUCCCAUGGCAAGCUCAAGUGCUGUGGCUCCCCGCCCUUCCUCAAGAGCACCUAUGGGGAUGGCUACAAGCUGACAGUGGUCAAAAGGCAAUCAGAUGCCCGGAAUAACACAGAUGCAGGACAGACUCACAGCCCUCCAUCCCAUUCUUCAGUCAGCCCGUGCUCCGAGCCCCGGGUCUCCCAAUUCAUCAAAAAGUAUGUUGCCUCCUGCUUGCUGAUCUCGGACACCAACACAGAGCUCUCCUACAUCCUGCCCAGUGAGGCUGUCAAGAAAGGCUGCUUUGAGAGGCUUUUCCAGCACCUGGAACAGAGCUUGGAUGAUCUGGACCUGACCAGCUUUGGGCUAAUGGACACAACCCUGGAAGAGGUCUUCCUGAAGGUCUCCGAGGAGGACCAGUCCUUGGAGAACAGUGAUAUUGAUGUGAAGGAGUCCAAGAAGGAUGCCCUGCAGCCACCAGCUCCCCCAAUGGGCCCAAAGCCUGAGGCCAAUGGAGAGCCCCUUCCUGAAGUGGAGGCACCUGAGAAGCCGGACGUGGAGCUCAGCAACCUGGUGGCCUGCUCCAAGCUGGCCCAGUCCCAGGCGUCCCUGCGCUCGGCUUCCUCUGUGGGCUCCGUGCGGGGUGAUGAAGGUGGGGCUUAUUCGGAGUUCUAUGGGGAUUACUCUCCGUUGUUUGAUAAUCUGCAGGACCCUGAUAACAUCAGUCUGCAAGACCAAGAGGUCAAUGCUGAGGCUGAAGACCAGGCCCUGGCAGGACAGGGGAGCUUUAAGCUGGAGGGCUCCUGGCUCAAGCUACGCCAGUUCCACGGGCUGAUAGUCAAGCGCUUCCACUGUGCCAAACGCAACACCAAGGCCCUUUUCUCGCAGAUCCUGCUGCCUGCCUUCUUCGUUUGCGUGGCCAUGACUGUGGCACUCUCUGUGCCUGAAAUAGGUGACCUGCCCCCUCUGAUCCUCUCACCGUCUCAGUAUCACAACUACACCCAGCCCAAGGGCAACUUCAUCCCCUACGCCAAUGAGGAACGACGCGAGUACCGCAUAAAGCUGUCUCCUGAUGCCAGCCCUCAGCUGCUCGUCAACACCUUCCACCUGCCCUCAGGGGUGGGGGCCACCUGCGUGCUGAAGACAGCCUUCAACAGCACCCUAGACCAGCUGGUGCAGUCCUUGAACCUCAACAGCAAUGAGUCCAAGAUGCUGGCGGCCAAGUACUUUGAUGCCAUGUGUGUUGACUCCUUCACCCAGGGCCUGCCGCUCUCCAACUUUGUGCCACCACCUCCGUCCCCUGCCCCAUCUGACUACCCUGUCUCCAUGGACGAGGACUUGCUGCAUGCCUGGAACUCCACCACCUACCCCUCCACUGUCAAAGAAACCAUCACCUCGGCACCGUCCUUGCCCCGCAUCAUCCAUGAGCCGAUUAAGUGCACUUGCUCCAUGCAGGGGACGGGCUUCUCCUGCCCCAGCGGGGUGGGAGGCCACCCGCCUCAGAUGAAGGUUGUGACAGGGGACAUCCUAGCUGACAUCACCGGGCGCAAUGUUUCAGAGUACCUGCUUUACACCUCGGACCGCUUCCGACUGCACAGGUAUGGGGCGCUCACCUUUGGCAAUGUCCAGAAAUCCAUCCCAGCAUCGUUUGGGGUCAAGGCUCCUCCCACGGUCCGGAAGAUCGCGGUCAGGAGAACAGCCCAGGUCUUCUACAACAACAAGGGCUACCACAGCAUGCCCACCUACCUCAAUGCACUGAACAAUGCCAUCCUGCGCGCCAACUUGCCCAAAAGCAGGGGAAACCCAGCUGCCUAUGGUAUCACAGUAACCAAUCACCCCAUGAACAAGACCAGCGCCAGCCUCUCCCUGGAUUACCUCCUGCAAGGCACAGAUGUGGUCAUUGCCAUCUUCAUCAUCGUGGCCAUGUCCUUCGUGCCAGCCAGCUUUGUGGUGUUCCUAGUGGCUGAGAAGGCUACCAAAGCCAAGCACCUGCAGUUCGUGAGCGGCUGUGACCCAGUGAUCUAUUGGCUGGCCAACUAUGUCUGGGAUAUGCUGAACUACCUGGUGCCAGCCACCUGCUGCAUCAUCAUCCUCUUUGUGUUCGACCUUCCGGCAUAUACCUCUUCCACCAACUUCCCGGCCGUUCUCUCGCUUUUCCUGCUCUACGGUUGGUCUAUUACCCCCAUCAUGUACCCAGCCUCCUUCUGGUUUGAGGUGCCCAGCUCAGCUUAUGUCUUCUUGAUCGUUAUUAACCUCUUCAUUGGCAUCACGGCCACCGUCGCAACCUUCCUACUGCAGCUCUUUGAGCACGACAAGGACUUGAAGGUCGUUAACAGCUACCUGAAGAGUUGCUUCCUCAUCUUCCCUAACUACAACUUGGGUCACGGGCUGAUGGAAAUGGCAUACAAUGAAUACAUCAAUGAAUACUACGCCAAGAUCGGGCAGUUUGAUAAAAUUAAAUCACCCUUUGAGUGGGACAUCGUGACCCGUGGCCUGGUCGCCAUGACAAUUGAAGGCUUUGUUGGUUUCUUCAUCACGAUUAUGUGCCAGUAUAACUUCCUUCGGAAACCACAGCGGCUGCCUGUCUCCACCAAACCCAUCGAGGACGACAUCGAUGUGGCCAAUGAGAGGCACCGGGUCCUGCGUGGCGAUGCCGACAACGACAUGCUCAAGAUAGAGAACCUGACCAAGGUCUACAAGUCCCGCAAGAUUGGGCGCAUCCUGGCUGUGGACCGGCUGUGCGUGGGCGUUCGUCCUGGGGAGUGCUUUGGAUUGCUGGGUGUCAAUGGAGCAGGCAAGACCACCACCUUCAAGAUGCUGACUGGGGACGAGAGCACCACAGGGGGAGAGGCCUUCAUCAACGGACACAGCAUCCUGAAGGAGCUGCUCCAGGUGCAGCAGAGCUUGGGCUACUGCCCCCAGUUUGAUGCCCUCUUCGACGAGCUCACAGCUCAGGAGCACCUGGAGCUGUACACCCGGCUGCGUGGCAUCCCCUGGAAGGAUGAGGAGAGGGUGGUGAAGUGGGCGCUAAAGAAGCUGGAACUCGACAAAUAUGCUGACAAGCCGGCCAGCACCUACAGCGGAGGCAACAAGAGGAAACUGUCCACAGCCAUCGCCCUGAUUGGAUACCCCUCCUUUAUCUUCUUGGACGAGCCCACAACGGGCAUGGACCCCAAGGCACGUCGCUUCCUGUGGAACCUCAUCCUGGACAUCAUCAAAACUGGACGCUCGGUUGUGCUGACAUCCCACAGCAUGGAGGAGUGCGAGGCGCUGUGCACCAGGCUGGCCAUCAUGGUGAAUGGGCGGCUCAAGUGUCUUGGCAGCAUCCAGCACCUGAAAAACAGAUUUGGAGACGGCUACAUGAUCACAGUACGGACCAAGUCCAGCCUCAACGUCAAGGAAGUAGUGCGGUUCUUCAACCGGAACUUCCCAGAGGCCAUCCUCAAGGAGCGACACCACACCAAGGUGCAGUACCAGCUCAAGUCGGAGCAGAUCUCACUGGCCCAGGUCUUUAGCAAGAUGGAGCAGGUGGUGGACGUGCUGGGCAUAGAGGACUACUCGGUCAGCCAGACCACGCUCGAUAAUGUGUUUGUGAAUUUUGCCAAGAAACAAAGUGACAACCUGGAGCAGCAGGAGACCAGCCCCAACUGUUCCAUCCAGUCACCCCUGGAGCGUGUCCUGAGCUUGCUGCGCCCACACGCUGCCCCCACUGAGCUGCGGGCCCUGGUGGUGGAGGAACCUGAGGAUCUGGAGACUGAUGACGAGGGCUUGAUCAGCUUUGAGGAAGAGAGGGCUCAGCUCUCCUUCAACACGGACACACUCUGCUGAGGAAUCGCGGGAGCGAACUCCCCAGCUUUGGAGCUGCCAACUCCCUCUUCUGCCCUUGCGCCCUCUCCCUUGCCCCAGUCCUGCCUGCCCCGACCUCUACGGAGCAGCACUCAUCCAGCAUUAGCAAGACUGGCGGCCAUCUCCACCUCCAUUGGCGAGGCCAGUAGUGGCCUGGAUCCUCCAGUCUGAGCCGGAGGCUGCUGUGGAGCCCCUGUAGAGGGCAGAGCGUUGGCCUGGAUGGACCAGGGGGUGGCUUGUCCCCCUGUACCAGCUGCCUGCUGGACCCACAAGCCAGGUGCACGCCUGUCCUGGACUGCCUUGACCACUUUGCCUGUGGUAGAGAAGAGGACGGGUUGCCUGGGGCUUCCGAGGCAGGGGGACAGUCAGGAAGAUGGGAGCGGGAGCAAGGAACAGGUGUACAGAUCAGCCGGCACUUCCGCUGCUUUCUUUGCUCACACUGGACGUGGGAGAGGAGCAGGGCUGCGCCACCCUGCGGACAGCAGUGGGCCUUCACAGAAGGACUGACCCGUCUGCUUCUGCUGCCCUGCAGAAGGGCUUUUCUGUCCCUCCCAAACCCCCCAGUGCAGAGGGUGGGAAAGGCACAGUACCCAGUGCUGCCCGCCCCCCCAGGCUGGGGCAGACAGCACAGCCUCGGGGAAGGGAAAGAGGUUUUAUUUUUUAAUGAAAUGAGAUUCUCCAGUUGGAUGCAGCAAUGCCAAGACUUGCUCCUGUAGGCACCACCCAGAGCCUACAAGGAGCUGAGCUUUACUUCCUUCCUGUGUCAGGCGGAUGUGGCUUUUCCUUUGAAUACAUGGGACCUGAUGGAGCUUGAGGGAUGGCGCCCUGCAGUCCCGGCAUGGAGCAGGGAGGAGGCAAUGGGGCUUUUCUUGAUUGGUGGAGAUGGGCGCUCCCCUGCCCUUCACUAUCCUUAUUACUGGGACAUGCUGGGAGUUCUGCCCAACCAGAGCCAAGGGUCCUAGUGCUGUAAAGAGAUGUGCCUGUAACAUGGACCCUCCCUUGUCUGCGUGCAGCCUCCAGGCCUUGUGCCCUGCUGGCAAUUCAGGAGUGGGAAGAGGGAAAGGGAUGUCAUUCUGGGGCGGGAGGGGGAGCUGCUUUUGCUAUAAGACUGUCCUCCCUGCUGCUCUCCUCACCUAGCAAGAGACUUGCCAGUGGGGCAGUCCCGUGUGUCAGAGUCCAGGCCUGUGUCCCAAGCAAACCCCUGCCAGUGACCCAGCAGUGUCAGCACAGGUUUAACCAGGGUCUCCCCAGCUUCCUCAGCCUCAGCCCAGUGUGUACCUCUCCCAGCCCUUCAACCCUUGUGAUGGCCUUCCACUCCUUCCAGGGCUGGCUGUGCCCCUAUCCAGCCUGGCUGUGGUUCUGGGGCUGGGCUUGUUAGAGCAUCACCUGCACCCCGUGCCCCUCGCUUCAGUCCUCUUGCUGUGUGCCUGGCUCCCAGCAGCCUUGCCUCUGCUGCUGUUCUCUCUCAUGUCCUGCACCCCCAGCUCCUGUAGAAAGUGCUUUGGGGUGUCUGCAGGCACCACUGGCACUCUCCUGGCAUAGCAUUAACUAGGCCCCUGGCUGGAGGCAUCACCCUUCUUGCAUCUCACCUGGCAGUCUGUAUAAUCACCCCUUCAGAUGCCUGAAUCUGGACCUUGGCCCAGUUGGCUGCUUGCUUCAGGGGAAGGGCUGGCCCCAGAGCUGGUUUUGAGCUGUGACUCACUUUGUUUCUCAUUUCGGGCUGGGAGUGGUGCCGCAGGGAUGAGGCAGCCUGCCAGGGCCCCUGCCCUAGACCAGCACUUUUCUGUCUUGGCAUUAACUCUGCAAUAAUACCACACAUGGCCAACCCGGCUGGGGCCCUGAGCUGUGCUGGGGGGUGUGUACAGUCAGGCUGCCUGGGAAUCUCUUUUGUGAAGAGAUGCUGAGGAUUCACCUGUGCCACCGUAGAGCGUUCCCAGCCCCUCUACCUGACAGCAGCUGCUGGCAGCCCUCCCUGCCCCCCUCCCAAACUCGGCUGGUUUUGUCCCUCCUUUCUGUGGAGGAGCCUGCGGCUCUGGGUGGGUUUGGUUUUAACUGACUCCUGGAGACUUGUGCACCAGGGCUGAUGCUGUGGUGUCAGUGCUCCCCCCCUGCAGAAUUUCCUUUACCCUGGGGCUCGAGUGGCUUGUUCCUGUUCCCUGUGGCCAGUCUGACCUGUGGUGGGCAAGGGCACUGUGCCCAUACUGCCUUAGCUCUUCUGGACCCCACACUCUCCACUGACUCCUAACCCAAAGGGGGCAGGGGCAUCUCUCCUAGCUUUGCCCCAUAUAUGUAGUUGCUCUCUACCUUGGCAGCCCAUUCCUGACCCCUUGGGCUCUGCCUUGUGACCUGUGCUCUGUCAGGACAGUGCUUCCUAUGGGCAGAAGCCUCAUCGGUUGUGGAAGCCGGCUUGGGGCUGAACGUGCUGUGGGGAGGAGCCCCGUGCCUGGGACUGCCAGUGCAGCUCCUGGGUGUGUCUCAGCAUCUCCUCUGUUUAAUUUAUUUUCCUCCACAUGUGGCAGCUGCUGUUUGCAAAGCACCUUCCACGUGCCUGCCCCGACUAGGCCUGACUAGGCUGCCUGUCAGUCAGCAAGGAAGGAUGCCCCCUUUUUUUUUCUUUUCCCAGUGUUCUUUGGCGCUGCGUCCCCCUCACGCACCCUUUAGUGAGAAGCUGCCAGGGUGCACUUAGCUGGCCCCGCAUACCCUGUGCUUGUCUUUCUGCAUCCAUGCGCACAACUCUGGGUCCUGUGGGAUGCAGGCACUGUCCUUCCCCUUUACUCACCCCCUGCAAGGCGUCUUACCAGCCCCUGCCCCACCUAUCUGGUUCCAGGAGGGUUUUGCAGGCCCCAAAUGUGGGGGGAAGGGGGAAGCUUUGCUGAUAAAUCUGAGGGCAGCUCUUUUUCAGACCAUUCAGGAGUGAGUCUGAGUGGAGAAAGCAGUUUUCAGGGACUGUGCCUUGGGCACAGGGCGGAGGGUUGAUGGCAGGGGAGAUUAGGCAACAGGGCUCAGCAGAGCUAGACAGGCCCCUGGUCCUGGUGUGUGCCCUGUGUGCCACAAACCAGCCCAGGCUGCAUCUGCAAUAGCAGGAAACUGGCCAGCCUCGAUGCCAUGCCAAUGACAGGGUUGUGAUUCCCUCCUGCAGUAUUUUCACCAGGGGAGAUGUACAUAUCUAUUUUUCAGAGCUUAUAUUUUUGAAGUUUUUGGCAGGCUGGCGGGCUCCCUCCCUUUGUCUAAGGGCCUAAAUGCAUGGCAUCCUGGAAAGGCAAGGCUUCAGCGUUGGCUCUGUAUGCCAAUGAUUUUAAGAACUAGUUUCCCCAUUAAUGUCAAAGCAGCUUCAGGUCUGCUGAAAUGCAGCACAGAGUGGAGUGUCAGCUGGGGUCCCUGCAGCACCCGCAGCCCAUGUACCUGUGCCAAAUUGCAUCUCCUGCCUCCCCAUGCUCUUCUUUGUGUGUCACCUCCCAGCUCCCUCUGCCCAUCCCCCAGGCUGCCCCUUCACCCACAAACAGGCUCCAGCUCUCCAGUCUUCAGAUUCCUCCCACUGACCCUUCAAAACCACUUGAGAAAUCCCCCUGUCUAUCUCCUCCCUCCCCAGCUCGGCAAGAACUUUGUCUUUGCCCUGCCUAGCUUGGGGCCUGAUCCUGCUCAGUCUACGGGUGUCGUCUUCCCAUAGGAGCCGGAAGGCAACGAUAAAAUCACUGACACUUGUAGCUGCUGUGCGAGUCAGCACCAGGGGUAGCCAGGUGUGUCUGCUGGCUGGUUAGCCCUCAUCUUUGAGCUCCUGUCUCGAAAGGCGAGGGAAUCCAAUGCCAGUUGCAGCUGCAUGGCAGGGGAGGCCGGUUCCUGGCUCAGAGCUGUCAGCUUCCUGUUUCAGUGACCAGCUGUGUGAACCCAAGACAGGCAAGUAAAAUGCUCUGUUGAAGGGCAUAGGAAUGGGCUCGGACUCAUGUCUGGAACCUGAGAGGGCCAGACAUGGGCAUUACUAUCAGUGAGCUCCCCCCGAGGUUACGCUUGUGCCUUCCCAGUGUGGGUUGUCUUCAGUUGGCAUGAGGGGCAUUUGAGUUUGUUGCCAUGCAAGUGCCUGCACUAAGGGACACUAGUUUAGCAAAGGUGACUUACAAACCAGCUGGGUUAGAUGGGCUGUUUGUGUGUGCCGCUCCUGGGACUGAAACCCAAUCUCUAACCUCGGCUCCACAGAACCUCUGGGGCUCCCAGUGCAGGCCCUGCUGCAGCCCAGAUUCCUUACUGGGAUCAGCCUGGCAUGCAGUCUCCCCUCGGCCCUCUGCUCGGUCUGGGCGAAGCUGUCCCCAUGGGUGGUGCCCAGGCCCUGUGCAUGUUGGCCACCCCUCAUGCAUCCCCUUCUUCCUGAAUGCUCUCCUUGUCCACUGCCGUCCUCCCACCUGAGCUCAUGUCCCCUGCAGCCGGAGGGAAGGACCCAGCGCUGCUUAGGAAGACUCAUGGGAGCCCUAGUACUCAAAGGGGGUGAGGGAGAGCUGCAGAACAGCUGGUGAAUUGGAUGGGCUGUGGGUCCCUCCUGAAGGGUGUUGGGCUGGGCUGGAGAUGCUCCAGCAGGCUGUGAUAGAGACCCUAGAGGAGGGAAGCCUGUGUGUAAUCCUUGCUAAUGUGGCCUGGCUCUUCAGCAUACUUUACGCACCAGGUAAAGGUGAGAGGCACUGACAGUCGGCCCUCUAGCUUGGGCAGAACCAGACCUCCUCUUUAGGCCUAGCGGUCCCAGGGUCAGUCCCACAUGGCAGCCCUGGCAGUUGUGACACAGGUGGCCCGUUGGUGCCACCACAUGGGCCUAGAGCAUGUGAGCCCAGAGGCACAGUAGGCUGCUCCCUUGUCUGUCCAGUCCCAGUCAUCUAAGUCCUGCUACUUGGCCUGCUUCCUGACUUUGGUAGGUUCAUCCCCCCUGCCAGGCCUUUGCUUGUCUGCCCGCUUUCUCUGUGCUGCACCUUGCCAGAGGCACUGGUUUGUGACUGGAUGGCACCGCUGGGGCAGGAGGCGCCGCUGGACGGGGACAGUGUGGAAGAGCCUGUAUAUUGCUAGCAAAAAAACAAACAAGAAAAUGUGAAAAUAAUGAUUGUUUUAAAUAAAAAAAAAAAAAUACCUGUAAGAGCA
This is a messenger RNA of Alligator sinensis (Chinese alligator), 12624 nucleotides long. RefSeq names its product ATP binding cassette subfamily A member 2 (gene ABCA2). NCBI's taxonomy places the organism in Eukaryota, Metazoa, Chordata, Crocodylia, Alligatoridae. The transcript is spliced from 49 exons. Gene Ontology annotation, cellular component: intracellular membrane-bounded organelle; membrane. Gene Ontology annotation, biological process: transmembrane transport; lipid transport. The record is from RefSeq and is a predicted model, not a curated record. Gene Ontology annotation, molecular function: ATP hydrolysis activity; lipid carrier activity; ABC-type transporter activity. The coding region runs from base 1 to 7491 and encodes 2496 amino acids.